Molecule: messenger RNA, 1641 nt
Organism: Peronospora farinosa
Lineage: Eukaryota; Oomycota; Peronosporomycetes; Peronosporales; Peronosporaceae
Source: the annotation of a GenBank genome assembly
AUGACUGAGAUGGUACGGGAUGAAAACCGUCAGCUGUUGCAGGAUCGAGAUAUCUUGGAAAAUAAGAAUAAAUCACUCUGUAACGAUUUCAUACAAACCCAUGCAAGUCAAAGGGACUUGAAGGAGGAUGACAAGACUUGGAUGUACCGAGACGUUACUACAAGAGAGGGAGAGUCUAAGGAUGUAAGGAAUACGGUACUUUAUUCAAAACAAACAACCAUCGAGGUGGACAAUUUGUUACAGAGUUGUAAACUUUGGCAGGAUACAUUAGCAUCAUGGAGUCAUGAAUUAGCAAGGAAAGUGAAACAAAGAGAGUUGUACGAGGUGAAGGACGUCGUGAAGAACCUUGUGACCAAAGUUGAGAUAAAAACGUUACAGGACGAAUUAAAGAUCAACCAGAUGGAGCUGCACUGGGCCUUUUGGCUCCAGAAUGACGCGGUGAAUGGCUUGAAGGAGAUUUAUAAGGACGCGCAAGACACUGAUGUGUUUGAAGCAAUGGAGAAGCAAUUGAUGAACGACCGAGUAGUGGAGUUGGAGACACAGUUGGGUCAGAAACGAGCCCUGGAGAAGGAAAAGGAGAUGGAAUUGUCGUCGUUGAGAGCAGAUCAGGAACAGCUUAUACAAUCGAGUCGCGCGGUGCUUCAUAAAGAGUUUGAGACGUUGGUAGCGGUAAAAAAAGCGAUGGAUGCGGAAUUGAAGCAGCUGAAAGAAAAGGUGAAGGAACAAACGCAAAUGUUAGCGUAUGUGGACGAAGAGCGUGCAAACUUACAGCUACAUGACCAGAAGCUGGUAGAGGAGACACGCCAGCUGCGCGAAGAUAUGGAGACAAGAGAGUUGAAGGCUAUGCAGCAAUAUGUGACGCAGGAGGAAGAAAUCAAGAAAUUGCACGAUAUGUUACAGGUUGGUAAAAAUAGAGAGGCGGAGACCACUGCAGCGUUGGCAAGGGCUGAACAAAUGAUGAAACAGCGCAAGGAAGAGCUUAAGAUUCUUUACAUGAAGUUCAGCUCGGCGAUGGAUUCUGUGUCCGAGAAGACGAUGCGGCUAGAAGAGCUAGAGCAGGAGCUGAAAAAUUUACAGGGUAAUCGCAAUAGAAACGAACAGCUUGAAAAGCAGGUUGCUCAGCUACAGCAAGAAAAGGCAGAAUUGUCAGCCGCUCGACAUUGCGAAAAAAAUGACAUGAGCGAGGAACUGGUUAUAGUGCAGAAGCAACUGAUGGAGUCGAAAGAAUUGGCGUCGCAACAGAAGGAAUUGACCAGCAAGUUGCAGUGUGAGAUCACGGUGUUGAAAAGUCAGAAUGAAGCCUUAAAGAAGCAGCAGGUUAAGCAAGAACAUCAGAGCGUUGGACAACCGUCAAAGGAAUGCGACAAUCGAAACAUAGAUAUUGAUAGUGAUCUGGUGGUCCAUGUUGCCGAGAAAGAAGCGUUGCAGAUGUUUGUGCAACGAUACUAUCCUGUCGCAGAAGAGAAGUGCAGCAGAUUAUUCGAGAAGGUCAGUAAGCUGGAGUUGCAAUUCAAGCAAACACAAGAUCAGACCAAAGAGGCAUGCAGCUUACUGCGCAUGUGUACGCAGAUUGACGCCUGCGAUGAAUCUGUCCGCGCUUCGCUACUUGACGUUAUGGCUACGCUAGAAGGUUUGACAUGA